Acaulospora colombiana is the source of this 330-nucleotide messenger RNA. The record is from the annotation of a GenBank genome assembly. Lineage: Eukaryota; Fungi; Glomeromycota; Glomeromycetes; Diversisporales; Acaulosporaceae.
AUGACCUCACGCCCGUCGACGGUUCCACUGCGACUACCAAAUAUCCCCACGAGCAGAGAGUUGAUCGCGGCCAAGCGAAGAGAAUACCUCGCGUUGUGCGAGAUCGCGCAGGAUAGUGCGCAACUGUUGCAGUAUCUGAGUACGACGGCGGAGCAGCAGUCUCUUAUGACAGAUGGGGGCGCCGGUGAGUUAAAAUUACCAUCCUCGUUCCAAAAAGCUGAAGAGUCGGCGAGACGAAACGGCGGCGGUGAGCCAUCGGAGACGACCUCCGGUGACACCGACGACAAAAAAGUGCUCCUCCGAGUCGAACUCGACGAACCCCAGGCCUAG